GGCUCGGGCUCACUCGCACGCCGCCUCUGUUUGUACACAGUGAGCUCUCCACAGCCGGCUUGCUCCCCGCCUGCUCACGCUUCAUUGUUCUCCAAGUCAGAAACCCCGCAGCCGCCGCGGAGAGAGCGGCCGGAGAAGAGCGCACCGUGUGCGGGUCCGCCCGCGCGGGUGCUGCUGACUCGGAGCCGCCGCGGAAGCCCGUGCCGCGCCCCGCCCCGCCCGCCGCGCCCCGGCCAGGACCCACCCGCAGCGGAGGCUGAGCCCGCCGAGGCUGCCCCAGCUAGCCCACCCUCUCGCGCCCCGGCGCAGGCAAAGGCGAGGAAAGAUUGCUCCUGUCGGUCGCCACUCUUUUUCACCCUCUCCAAGAUUUUGUUUAAGGAAGCGCUGCAGGAAGAAGACAUCUUCUUGAAUUCUCUGCUAGGGGCGAGGUCUGCCGCUGCCCUGCGGUGCCACCUCAGCGACACUGCUUCCCGCUACUACGACCCGCGACCAUUCGGGGUCACGUCCUGAGGCCGGAUCAUGAAGCACUCGGUGGCCGCUUGGCUCAUGGUCUGGCUCAGCCUGGGUAUCCCCCAGUUCUGCAGAGGUGAUAUUUGUGAUCCCAAUCCUUGUGAAAAUGGAGGUUUGUGCUUGUCACAUCUGAAUGGUGAUUCCUAUUCCUGUGAGUGUCCAGAUGGCUUCACAGAUCCCAACUGCUCUAGUGUUGUGGAGGUUGCAUCAGAUGAAGAAGAGCCAACUUCAGCAGGUCCCUGCAUUCCUAAUCCUUGCCAUAAUGGAGGAACCUGUGAAAUAAGUGAAGCAUACAGAGGGGACACAUUUAUCGGCUAUGUUUGUAAAUGUCCCCGAGGAUUUAACGGGAUUCACUGUCAGCAUAACAUAAAUGAAUGCGAAGCUGAACCAUGCAAAAAUGGCGGAAUAUGUACUGAUCUUGUUGCCAACUAUUCCUGUGAGUGCCCAGGCGAAUUCAUGGGAAGAAACUGUCAAUACAAAUGUUCAGGUCCACUGGGAAUUGAAGGAGGAAUCAUAUCAAAUCAGCAGAUCACAGCUUCAUCUACCCACCGAGCUCUCUUUGGACUCCAGAAAUGGUACCCCUACUAUGCACGUCUUAAUAAGAAGGGACUUAUAAAUGCCUGGACGGCUGCAGAAAAUGACAGAUGGCCAUGGAUUCAGAUAAAUUUGCAAAGAAAAAUGAGAGUUACUGGUGUGAUCACCCAAGGAGCCAAAAGGAUUGGAAGCCCUGAAUACAUAAAAUCCUACAAAAUCGCCUAUAGUAAUGAUGGAAAGACUUGGGCAAUGUACAAAGUGAAGGGCACCAAUGAAGACGUGGUGUUCCGUGGAAAUGUUGACAACAACACACCCUAUGCUAACUCCUUCACACCCCCAAUCAAAGCUCAAUAUGUGAGACUCUAUCCCCAAGUUUGUCGAAGACACUGUACUUUGAGAAUGGAACUUCUUGGAUGUGAACUCUCAGGCUGCUCUGAGCCUCUGGGGAUGAAAUCAGGACAUAUACAAGACUAUCAAAUCACUGCCUCCAGCAUCUUCAGAACACUCAACAUGGACAUGUUUACUUGGGAACCAAGGAAGGCACGCCUGGACAAGCAGGGCAAAGUGAAUGCCUGGACCUCAGGUCACAAUGACCAGUCACAGUGGCUACAGGUGGAUCUUCUGGUCCCUACUAAAGUGACUGGUAUCAUUACACAAGGAGCUAAAGAUUUUGGUCAUGUACAGUUUGUGGGCUCCUACAAACUUGCAUACAGCAAUGAUGGGGAACACUGGGCUGUGUACCAAGAUGAAAAACAAAGAAAGGAUAAGGUUUUCCAGGGCAAUUUUGACAAUGAUACCCACAGAAAAAACGUCAUUGACCCUCCCAUCUACGCAAGACACAUAAGAAUCCUUCCUUGGUCCUGGUACGGAAGGAUCACGCUCCGUUCAGAGCUGCUGGGCUGCACAGAGGAAGAGUGAGGACACCGUGCUCCCCUCAACCCUCCUCUCUAUUUCCCUAAAAGUAUCUCCAUGGAAUGAACUGUGCAAAACCUGUAGGAAACUGAAUGAGGUUUUUCAUGAAAAAGUGCUCAAAUUGUGGUAGGCCACUGUCUUUUUUAAAGAUGUCUAAGCUUGCUUUUUCAAUGGUUUAAUUUGACUUUAUGAUUUUAAUUUCUUAACAUCACAUCAUCUGUAAUUUACUUUCCUAAUUGUUUUGUGAGUUAUUCACACUGGUUGAAAUAUAUUAGGGAAAGGAGGAUUUUUUUUUAUAGCAAGAGUAAAAAAGAAGCUCAUAAUAAUCAAAAGAAGCAAACGUAAUUAAAGCUUUUAUAAUCAAUACUCAAUUAAUUACAAAAUAAAUACUGCAAUGUUAGCAAUAAGGAAUUUUUUCUUCUUUAAAUACUCUAUAUUACCCUCAAUUGUUCCCUGUGCCUACCAGUCACUCAGCAUUUAUAACAGAAUUUUGAAGAUGAGUCUGUUUCUUGCAGCACUAAUAACUGAUAGCAUAAAAUUUCCACUUUCAUUAUUUCUACACAGAAAUGAUCUGACCUUUAUUCAUAUUGGUUUUAUGACAUAUUCUUUAUAAUAUAGAUAGCCUGCAUAUUUUUUCCCAAACAUUUCUCCCUAUUGUUUGCUGAGGAGGCAUCACUGUCAUUUAUAUAUGUGGAACAUGACUCAGUAUCCGUAGAUUGAUCCUAUUUAAUAUCAGUAGAUUGAAUCUGCAGUUCUAUUUUUAAAGGAAGCUAUAACUGUAAUUUCUAAGUACUUUGUAAAGUACUUGAUAUUCCAUUUUGCAAAAUAAGCAGGAACAAAAUUGCAUUAAGUUCCUUUAAACUAAAACUUAAACCUUUGUUUUGUUAGUAUUUACAUAGCCUUAUCUUUACUUUAAGAUACUACAAUCAUUAAUUCUCGUCUAUUAAAUAAACAUUUUAUCACACAAUAUUAAUAGAGCAUUACAUCGCUUGGCCAAGCAUACUCAUCAUUUCUUUGUUUAGCUCUGCAUUCUGUGUGAAUUUUAUCGAAAUUUGAAACUAGUGGUGGUUUCCCAGGAAAGCACAUUGGGUAGUUAUUUGUGAGAAGAAAAGUAUUUACUAGUGACAAAGUAGUAAACCAUUUUCAAGAUGAAAAUUGAUUUUUAUUUAUUUUGCUUCAAAGGUCUUGUAAAAAUAACCAAUUAUUAUGACAAUUUGUUAUUGAUAAUGGAGGUUUCAUUGACAUGUCUCGCAAAUUAGAGCUCACACUGCCUCCAUAAAAGUGUUCAGCAUCUGAUUUAUAAGCUUUAUAAGUAUUUCUUUUCUUAAGCUUAGACACACAAUUAUUGGAGUUCUAAGUGAAGGGUUUUGGAAAAGAAAGAAUGUUUGUGUAUAAAAAGUUGAGGUCCUGUGCAACACUGCUAAGUUUUUCCCCUUUUUAUUUGUGCCACAUAACAAAAGCCACUAGACUGUUACUGUCUUGUCUGUCCAUGUAUUCACAGCAUUUCUUGAUGUAUAUAUGGAAUGGUCUUCAAUCAGAGUGAAGAGCUUAAAGAGAAAGUCGAACACGAUGACAUUUCUUAAUAAGACCAAAAUUAAGACUGACUGGCUGCAUACUUUUUCUAUGUCCACAUGUUCUUUAGUUCACAUUUGUAUUAUGAUAGUGCUGAUUUGAAGUCUUCAGCAUCUUUUACAAGCAAAAUGACCAUGCCUGCAGUAUUGUCUUCUUGUAAGAUAACUUUUAAAUUGGGAAUUUAAAAUAUUAAUUGGUGAAAUCUUAAAAUCAUGUACAAAAAUUAUUUAAGCGCUAAAGUAUAUGCAAACUGCUUAGCCUUUGAACCCACUUUAAAGAUUUACUGUUUCACUAAAUUUCUUGCCAUUUUCCUUUGCAGAUUAUGCACAAUUCCUCAUUCUUGGCAGGGUAUGUUUUUGAAGCUAUGAAUAAUGCAUUAUAGUGAUUUACUUUCUCAAAGUUAUUCAUGGCUUCUUAUAAUGUUUUAAGUUUUAUUCUAUAAUUAGAUUUUUAAACAAAUAUUUUCAAAGAGGAUUUGUUGAAAUCAGAUUAGUUCUAUUUUAGAGAUUAAUUGAAGUGGCUUUUUCUUGCUUGUGCAUUUUUUCUGUGCUCCGUGCUCUUCACCAAUGUGAAAAGACCAAUGAGACAUCUAUUCAUUGGUGCCUAAAAUUCAUGAUUGCAAGGGGAGUGCAGAAUUAUUUUGAAGUAAUAAAUGCCAUUUUUUUCAUUUGUAUCAAUGAUAAAAGUGAAGCAAAUUUAUUCUAUUUUGAAUUCACACUAAAACAAAUGACAUACCAUAUUGCUAAUUUAUACCAAUGAAGUUAAAAUUUUAAACAUCUCUGUUUUAUCUACAUCGUAUUAAAAGCACUUAUCAUUGUCACUAAUUCUAAUUUUAAGCUUGACUUUUUCUGAAUGGCUUCAUCUGAAUUGGUGUGGAUUUUGAAGACUUGGGGUAUGAAUGAUUGUAUCUUUGCUAGUCAACAAAUUAUGAAAUAUGGUACUCACUGGCAUCAGCAUGUCAGUAAGUACAAGACACAAAUAACCUUUGCAAACUUUGAAGCUGUGUAAUAUUCCAAUGUUGUUUUUUUUUUCUUUGUAUAUAUAUUAAAUCAUGUAGGAUGUUGUAAAAUCAGUAUGACCUUGUCUAGUCUUCAAACUUAAAAUAAAACUUUUCAAAAUCUGG
Messenger RNA from Condylura cristata (star-nosed mole), 4651 nucleotides. RefSeq names its product EGF-like repeats and discoidin I-like domains 3 (gene EDIL3). Gene Ontology annotation, molecular function: calcium ion binding. NCBI's taxonomy places the organism in Eukaryota, Metazoa, Chordata, Mammalia, Eulipotyphla, Talpidae. The coding region runs from base 520 to 1962 and encodes 480 amino acids. The transcript has 11 exons. The record is from RefSeq and is a predicted model, not a curated record.